Mytilus trossulus (common blue mussel) is the source of this 2948-nucleotide messenger RNA. Its product is annotated as 3-ketodihydrosphingosine reductase-like. NCBI's taxonomy places the organism in Eukaryota, Metazoa, Mollusca, Bivalvia, Mytilida, Mytilidae. The record is from RefSeq and is a predicted model, not a curated record. Gene Ontology annotation, molecular function: 3-dehydrosphinganine reductase activity. Gene Ontology annotation, biological process: sphingolipid biosynthetic process. Bases 61 to 1056 code for a protein of 331 amino acids. Gene Ontology annotation, cellular component: endoplasmic reticulum membrane. The transcript is spliced from 10 exons.
UAGACAUCAACAACAAACUUCCGCCAGAUUUUUCAGAAUCAAAAAAGUGGAAAAAUCAAAAUGAUUUGGGAGUUAUUUCUUCUCCUUUGUUUGAUUGGUAUUUUUAUGUUUGUAAUUUCAUGGCUGGUGUCACCACAAGUAUUAAAACUGGACGGUAAACAUGUUUUGAUAACUGGUGGCUCAAGUGGUAUAGGGAAGGCUAUGGCCAAGGAAGCAAUAAGGAGAGGAGCUGUAGUAUCAAUUAUGGCCAGAAAUAUUACUAAACUAGAAGCUGCAAAGGUUGAUUUGGAAAAAGUUGCUGGGAAUAAUUUUAAGCAAGUAUGUAUUGUUCCUGUUGAUGUGGCUGGAGACUAUGAAGCAGUACAGAAGGCAGUACAAAAGGCAGAAGACAAACAAGGACCUGUAAAUAUGCUAAUUAACUGUGCAGGGAUGGGUGUGGCUAAAACAUUCGAAGAUCUAAAAAUAGAUGAAUUCAAGAAAUUAAUGAACCUGAAUUAUUUUGGUUCUGUACAAAUGACUAAAGCAGUGAUCAGUAAGAUGAAGGAACAAGGAGGAGGAAGGAUUGUUUUCAUCUCAUCACAGGCUGGUCAGCUUGGCUUGUUUGGUUAUACAGGCUAUGCUGCAUCAAAGUUUGCUCUCAGAGGACUGGCUGAGUCUUUACAAAUGGAGGUACGACCAUAUAAUAUCUAUGUAACAGUAGCCCACCCACCUGAUACAGAUACUCCAGGUUUUGAAGAAGAGGAACGAAAUAAGCCAGAAGAGACAAAACUGAUUUCUGAUACAUCUGGUGUAUUUAAACCUGAGGUUGUAGCUAAACAGAUACUUCAGGAUUCUAUGAAUGGCAGAUUUUGUAGUUAUAUUGGUUUAGAUGGCUGGAUGUUAGCCAACAUUACUUGUGGAAUGUCACCUGUACAUUCAAUCUGUGAUGCAAUACAACAGGUACUGACAGUGAGUGUGUUUAGACUGGUUUCCUUUUUCUACUUACUUCAUUUUACUCGUAUUGUAAGAAAAUGUAAAACGAAAAAAGAUAAAGAGGAGAGAGAAAAGAUGGAGUAAUAUUACUUUGAAGGCUUAUACAAAGAGAUCAAACUGUUUGACGUCUUUGACAACUGUCUUCCAUAUGAGAGAGACUAUUCUUCAAUGUUCCAUUUCAUAAUAUUUCAUUUUGUUUUCAUUUAGAAUGAGAUGUUAUCAUUGACUUAUAUAUUAUGUUCAAAUAACCAAAUCAAUCAAAGCAAUUUUAUUUGCAUUUUUAAUUUUUUUUCUUAAAUUUUUUAAAAAAAAUUUGUUUAAAUGACUUAUGGAUGUUCACUGAUCUUCUUUUUAAUUUUUUGUCUGAAUAUUUCAAAUCCAUUGGUUUUAUCCAUGUAGAGCCUCAGCCUUUUGGUUUAAAUUUUGUUAUGAGUUUAUGUCUUUUUCUGAAGAUUUAAUCAACAGUUUUAUGUUACGUCAGUAUAUUUGCAAUAAAUUUCAACUAAAAUAAAAUCAUUAAUAAUUAACAGUAUAUUUACAACAAAAGAAACAAAAACGGCUGAUGACAAACCUUGCACCAAAUAAAUUUGAACUUGUAGUUCUGUUGUUUUCAUAGAAUUCUAACUUUUACUUCAUCUUAGUUCAUGUUGAUCUUUGGCUUAUUAUACCACAUCUCCUUAUAUUUAUAUAUAAAUUUGAGACAAUGAUUUCCAAAAAUCAUAACACUAAAUCCCUCAAAAUAAUUAUUUAAUAAAUAAUAAAACUGUUGAUUAAAUCUUCAGAAAAAGAUAUAACUUCAUAACCAAAUUUAAACCAAAUAAACAAUAUAAAUGUUGACAAAUCUACAAUUUGUGGUACCAAAUUUAUGAAAAUAUGUCAAGAAAUGACUAAACAAUAAACAAAAAUAAAUGUGAUUUUAUAUAAAAAAAAUAUAGUAAAAAAUUGAAAGUGACCAAUACUCCCAUGCCAUGUACAUGUUCCUGUUAGUAUGAGAAUAUUUUGCUCAUUAACCUUAGUAAUGUGAAAAUAUCAGGGAUAAAACUUUUGACACAUAUCUUUGAGGAAUAUUUGAUAUAUGAUCUGCAUCAUAUAGAAAUCAACCUUAUGCAAGUGCAUGUAUACAUGUACAUAUAAUAUAAGACUUUUAUUAAUUUUGAAACAUUCAAAUACGAAACAGAAAUUGAAUUUUGGUCUGUUUUGUAGGGUUCUUAUAAUAACAAAGUUUUCUAACAGUUACAGACUUUCUGUAAAGCUUUGUUUUUAAAGUGCCAGUCUUUGUAAGAAUCGGGCAAUUUAGGUAAAAAUUAAAACAUGAUUAGAAAAAACCCACGAUCUAAUCAUGCUAUUUAAUACUAACCAUCAUCCUGAGUUAAAAAGUAUUAGUCUUUAGUUUGUGUGUGUUUGGUAAUAUCAAAUAAGUUGUUAGAAAAUUGGUUAGAAUGAUAGGAAAUUACAGAGUUAUCUCCCCUUAUUCAUUAAUUUCUAGUGCAUUUCAACCAAAUAGUAUCUACUAUUACCAGAACAGAACAUGGAAAUGAAUGUUAUUUUUGUGCAUAACAACAUAUUAUGAACUGAAAUCAAUGUCAAAUUGGGUUGGGUUUUUUUGUCAUGUUUUCACCACUGCCUGAUUCUUAGGCAGACUGGCACUUUAAAACUUGGAUUAGCUGAACAUAUGUAUCGAUAUUCAUUUGCAUAAGAUCGAUAUCUAUCUGAGUCAGCUCAUAUCUUAAUGUCAAUUAUUAUGAUUUCCUGAUACAACCAAAGUUUGGUUUUGUGUACAUUGUACAUAUAAAGAAUAGUUUAUAUAAUGUUCUUUGAUCUCUUUAAAUUUAUAUUACUUGAGGAAGUUCUGUAAAUUAUGCAAAACCAGGUAUCUGGAUUUCAGGGAAAAGUGUUGUGAUGUUUAAAGUGAAAGCUACAAAUGUAUAUACAGUUUUAUACACAUGUAUAUUUAUCUAUUUUAAAAUAUUGAUUGA